Trifolium pratense (red clover) is the source of this 1656-nucleotide messenger RNA. RefSeq names its product glycosyltransferase BC10-like. Gene Ontology annotation, molecular function: glycosyltransferase activity. NCBI's taxonomy places the organism in Eukaryota, Viridiplantae, Streptophyta, Magnoliopsida, Fabales, Fabaceae. The record is from RefSeq and is a predicted model, not a curated record. Gene Ontology annotation, cellular component: membrane. The transcript is spliced from 2 exons. Bases 156 to 1421 code for a protein of 421 amino acids.
ACACAUAAGUGUUUAUAAAAACCCAUCACUUUCACUUCUACACAAAUUCAUUCAUUCAUCCUAUUCUAUUUAUUUAUCCUUGCUAUACAAAUUCUCUUCCAAAUUCCAUCUUUUUUCUUUUUCUUUACUUCUUUUAUUUUUAUUUUUUUUGUGUCAUGACCAUGAAGAGCAACAAUAAGGAUCAACAAUAUCUAAACUUUUUCAAUGCUCAAUUAUAUCUUUUCAAUUUCUUUGGUCAUAUUCUAGUAUUUGGUUGUGGUUUAGUCAUAGGUAUCACACUCACUUUUUGUGUCAAAAAUUUUUCAUUCAACUUUCAAUUCCAACAAUUUCAAGAUCCAUCUUUUAUCUCUAAUCCACCCCCUCAUUUACCUCCUACACCUCCAAUCUCAUCAAACAUCUCAAAUCCAUCAAAUAACCUAACAAAAAUUGCUAUCAAUCAAAAUAAUUUGGUUAUUACCAACACUACUAUUACUAACCCUAGUUCAAAUGGGUUAGAAGAUUUUUUGAAGAUUCCAAUGGCUAUGCAUGAUAUGAAUGAAGAUGAAUUAUUUUGGAGAGCUACUAUGAUUCCUAUGAUUCAUAAAACACCAUUCAAACAAACACCAAAGGUUGCAUUUAUGUUUUUGACAAAAGGUGGUGUUUUAUUGGCUCCAUUUUGGGAGAAAUUCUUUAAAGGUAAUGAAGGGUUGUAUUCAAUCUACAUUCAUCCAAAUCCUUCUUUUAAUGAAACGGUUUAUGAUCAAACCUCUAUCUUUUAUGGCCGUAGAAUCCCUAGCAAGGAGGUAAAGUGGGGUGAGAAUAGCAUGAUAGAAGCUGAGAGGCGUUUACUAGCAAAUGCAUUACUUGAUUUCUCAAAUCAACGUUUUGUAUUACUUUCAGAAUCAUGCAUACCAUUGUUCAAUUUCACCACAAUCUACAAUUAUCUAAUGAACUCAAAGAAAACUUUUAUUGAAGCUAAUGAUAUCGAAGGUAAUGUAGGACGUGGAAGAUACAACAACAAAAUGAAACCAUUGAUUAAACUUUCACAAUGGAGAAAAGGGUCACAAUGGUUUCAAAUUGAUCGUAACAUAGCUCUUAAUAUAGUUUCUGAUAACUUAUAUUUUUCUAUGUUCAAGAAAUUUUGCAACCCUCCAUGUUAUAGUGAUGAACAUUAUUUACCAACAUUGGUUAGUAUCAAAUUUUGGAAGAGAAAUUCUAAUAGGACAUUGACUUGGGUUGAUUGGUCAAAAGGUGGACCCCAUCCUUCAAAGUUUAUUAGACCACAUGUGACUAUUGAUUUUUUGGAGAGGUUAAGGUUUGGAAGUAGUUGUGAGUACAAUGGAAAGAUAACAAAUGUUUGUCAUUUGUUUGCUAGGAAAUUCACUCCUCAUGCUUUGGAUAGAUUGCUUAGAUUUGCUCCGAAGUUGAUGCAAUUCAAUUGACUUUACAUUGUACAUAUAUGUAUAAUGUAUUGAUCAUAUUCAUUUGUGCUACUUUUUUUUCAUCCUAGCUGAACCAUUAUAUUCAUUGAUUUAUGUAAUAAAUUUAGAAGAACUUAGACUUUAGCACUUUCUUUUUUCAAUUGGUUAGAGUUUUUUUUUAUCUUUUUCAUAGUAUGUGAAUAUAUUAUUCUUUGGAAAGAGAAAAUAUGUGAAAAAAACUAUUCUUUUUUUUUCU